Morchella importuna is the source of this 3522-nucleotide messenger RNA. RefSeq lists its product as uncharacterized. NCBI's taxonomy places the organism in Eukaryota, Fungi, Ascomycota, Pezizomycetes, Pezizales, Morchellaceae. The coding region runs from base 1 to 3522 and encodes 1173 amino acids. The record is from RefSeq and is a predicted model, not a curated record. The transcript is spliced from 3 exons.
AUGUCGUCCUUUGCCAGUAGGAUGUGCGAUUGCUCUAUGUACGGCAAUGUGCCCCAUCAAGUUACUACCCGGAGUGCUUGGACAAGGCAUCUGGCGCUGAAGGCCGAAGACAGGCGUCAAGCUGUUCGAUUAGCUGUAUAUGGGAACGCAUUUGACCCUGAGAUUCCGGAGCUUGAAGAUCGUAGCCCGCCCCUUCCUUUAUCACACCCCGUUAAUCCGUGGGAACCCCCCUCGAGUCCUGUUCUACAGCUGCGCAAUUCAUCAGAUUCAGUCCCGGGCCCCGCCAGUUCCCGGCCCCCAAGCUCGUCUCCGAUUCCAGAGAUAGAAUACGACCUCCCAAUAAAUCAAAGUUCAUCGCUCUCGCCUUCACCGGCACCUGCAGAUGUCCACGCGAUUCGCAGCUCACAAUCGCAACAAAAUCCGACAGUAACCCCUCUCCCACUGUCAGCUACGCAAACAAUGGAGUCGGACGUGCCAUCACCGGUACAUGAGCCCGUUCAAUCUUCAGACGUUGAUCAUGGGCUUCCGCACAAUGAGAUAGGGGACUUACCACCAGUCGGGGACAUAUUGUUUACUGCCAGCUCAGACUCAGAAGUCGAGGCGCCAGAUCUCGGUGACUUGUUAGCUGAAUCAUCUUCCUCUUACGAUUCCGACGAAGAACCAGCUCUUGGACAGAUGAGACAGGGUUUCAUAGAAAGCAGUGGUAGCCCACUCGAGGAGUUUGAACCAGUUGAGGAAUCGUCAGAUGAAGAGCUAGGUCCCGACGUUCAGGAGCCGGAGGCAGACGCAGACUCUCCAGAGCCGGAGUUGGGGUUUGAUUACCGUAAUCCUACAGGCGAUCCCCUCACUAAACAGGACAUGUUGUCGAUUGCUCUCGAUGAUAUUACCCUAAAGCACAAGAUUUCUAGAGAAGCAUCGAAUGAUACCCGGGAGCUGUUCUCUAGUAUCAUUACCGACAAAAUGAUGGACUACCGUACAAUUCGCAAACAGAUUGAAAAGCGAACGGGGAUAAAAGAAAUUCUUUACGACUGCUGCCCUCAUUCCCACAUGUCUUAUGCUAUGUAUCCAGAGCUGGAAAGAUGCACACAUUGCGACCAUCCACGUUGGAUGGAGCCAAGUUCAAGGACCAGGAACCCACGCCUUAAAGUCCCCUAUGCCACGCAUAGCUACAUACCCGUUGCUCAUAGGAUUUCCCUAUUGUUCUCGAAAGCCGAACAAGCUUCCCUAAUGACAACAUACAGGUCUAUUGCCGAAAAGGAUCGCGAUAAAGGCUUGAUUUCUGAUUAUUGGUCAGCUGACCUCUUCAACGAUAUGAAAACUAGACACGGUCUUUUCAGCAAUGAUACCGACAUCGGUUUCUUGUUGAGCACAGACGGAGUGAAAGUCUUUAAGAGCAGACGAAGCUUUAGCAUUUGGCCACUGCUUCUGGUUAAUCUCAACCUACCACCAGCUGUGCGUUUCAAGAAACGUAACAUGCUACUAUUAGGUUUUAUUCCUGGACCGAAUAAUCCAAAAGAUAUAGAAUCCUUUCUAUUUCCUUUAAUACAAGAAUUCCUGCUUCUCGAGAGGGGUAUUCCCAAUGUUUGGAACGCCUCUCGCAAUCACAACUUCACACUCCGUGCUCAUAUUUGUCUCGUUGCUGCAGAUAUGCCUGGCAGGGAGAAGCUGAUGAAUUUUAAAGGAGUUUUUCAUCGGGGUGUUUAUUGCCCGCUUGAACCACCCACAAAUCCUGCACCACCGACCGUCCAGGCAAGAUACGGCGGCGAACCCCCUGAUUUGACUACAUAUGAUUCGUCUAAUCUACCUAUGCGGGAUGACACCCAAUCACGCCGUAUUGGCCUGCACGUUGUUCAAACUGGAGAUGAACAUACCGCAAAAAGGUAUGGAAUCAAAGGUCCUUGCUGUCUGUCACAGCUGAAGUCGAUAGACAUUCCGCGCAGUUUCCCUCCUGAUGCUAUGCAUCUUUGGUGGGAAAACAUCAUACCAGACUUGGUGAAACACUGGCGAGGAAGGUUCUUCUCGGACUUAGCUACUGCAAAUAUCAAUGCUGUUGCUGCUGCUGAUGAAGGCAUGGAUACUGAUGUUGAGUCGGAGGAAUCAGAGGAAUCGGGUAGUGACUUGGAAAUCGCGGAUAAUCAAAGUGCACGACGUCGUAGAUCUGUUCCUCGAAGGCCAAGAGCACGUAUAGCCCGGGGUAGAAACCGGAAUACACCUGUACCUUCACCCCCGGCUCCAGCUAGAUUUUCAGCAACGAAGAAAUUUGUACAAACAGAUGAUGAGUACAAUAUACGCCCAUCGAUUUGGUUAGAUAUCUCGAGAGAUAUGGUUGCCAGUGCAAACACCUUCCCAACACUGUUUGGUGACCCGAUACGCAAUUUUGCAGAGCACUGCCACCAUUUAAAGGCUGCGGAGUGGAGAACGUUUGCCUUUCUCUUGGCGCCCAUCUACCUAAAGGGUAAUCUUCCCGAUGAGGAUUACGAACAUUACCUCAACCUAAUAGACGCUAUUCAACUUGCCUGUGACAAUGAAAUCACUGUCAUCGAGGUGUUAGCUGUGGGGAGGCGUAUUAAAAGGUUUAUCCGGUAUUACGAAAACCGGUACUACAAAAAACAAUGGGAGAGACUGUCUGCAUGUUUACCUGUUUUUCAUCAGGUUCUACAUGUCGCAGACGGUAUCAGAUGGGCUGGGCCGAUGUUCGUUUAUUGGCAAUGGCCAAUGGAGCGCGUUUGCGGAAUGAUAGCAGCGUCGGCGAAGUCGCGUGUUUCCGCAAACCGCAAUAUGGCAAUUACAAUGUUGUUGAACGAGCGGCGUAAUCACCUGCCAUACGUAAUUGCACUCCCGGGUAUUGGCCAGGACGGAGAUAAUUCAGAGUAUGAGGAUCAGGACGGAAAUAUUCUCCUUCAUCGUUUCUUUGCUAGGCGACUAAAAGCAAUAUCUACAGUGCCCCCAGACCCAGAAGAGCGUUCUCGCAAACCUCAUUUCUCUCGGCCGGCUCGCAAACAUACACUGAGUAAUUGGGAAAGACGCUAUCUAAAGUUCUAUCUCCAGGAGCACAUUCGUCUGACGGAGGAGGGCUCAAUCGAAAGAUUUGAUAUGCAAGUAGCCUUGGAUAACUUACCUACUGAGUGUAUUAAAUGGUCGUCGUGCACAAUCUACCAUGAUCUGGACCCGUUUGUAGUCACUUCUUCAAGUAUGAAAAGGGUUAACGCCACAAGAAAUUCUUCCAUUGUAAUGUUCGAUUCAAAACUCGAAGAAGACGGGGUGGGAUACGGGGAGAUUAUUUUCUUUUUCAGUGUGGUCUACUCGGACGGUGCUCGUGUUGAGGAAGAGGGCAAUGUCGAAAACCGCUUAGAUUUGGCGUAUGUCCAGCAGUAUACAGUGGAAGAAGAUGGAAGACUGCUAUAUCGUUCGAAUGUCGGGAUAAAAGCUGUUAUUCCAGUGGAUAAUAUUGUAGAGAUGAUAGGACUCAUCAGAAAGAAUGGUCGCGAAUACCUCACUCGUAGAUACACCAGCUUAUUUUGA